Molecule: messenger RNA, 4941 nt
Organism: Desarmillaria tabescens
Lineage: Eukaryota; Fungi; Basidiomycota; Agaricomycetes; Agaricales; Physalacriaceae
Exons: 8
Coding region: 332-4774 (1480 amino acids)
Source: RefSeq, a predicted model, not a curated record
UAGUAGUCACGGAAUGAGAGCCGACUUUAAUUUUUGGACGCGUUCGAUCAAAAGUAGUAUUUGUGGCUGUUGUGGGAAUUGAUGCCAUGAGGCUCGGAUGUGGACCGUCACAGGCUGAAGAUACACGACGACGAGCGCCCUUCCUUCACUCUUGUUUUCCUGUGCUGGCUGCCGAAUCUUGGCCAUUCUGUAGCCGUUAUCAUCGCUGUUACGUCUCAGGCUUCUGAUCCCCAUCCAACUACUCGUGUUCAACACGUUGCCUCGCACUUUCCUUUCCGGUCAGAAAUCUUGUAUGGCUGUAGCCCAACGUGUAUAAAACGAGGGUCCGACAAUGCAUCGAUUUCGCAAAAAGUCCGACGCGAAGAGAGUUUGCACUCCAGCUCUUCACACAGAGAUUACCUUGGAUCCCCCUGGCCAUUUACCAGAGCUACCGCUGACUAGUGACUUUCGCACGUCACUUAUACUUCCAGAUCUUUCUCGCAGAUUCAGUGUUCUCCGCUCAUCGUCCGGCGCGCCUCUCUCUGCCGACGCCCUUCGUUCAAAACUUGCAGAGCAGAGGGCUAGGGGAUUAGAGAAUCAGGUUACGGAAGAAGAGGAGGAUAUGAUUCUCGAAUCAUUGGGCCUUGGUCGGUCACGACCCUCAACACCUGCAAGGUCGCAAGAACAAGCCUCAGAUGGUGGCGCACGUCAGUCCUCUCAUUCUUCAACGACCAUUGGCUCCUCGUAUUCGCCCUCGUCGUCGAGUAGAGCUGGUUCCAUGAAGCGCUACAGCAACAAUCUUUUUGGCUCUGGAAAACUUCGCGAUUACACUUACAUGCGCACUGCCCAUAACAAAUCUCAUUCGCGCGCUCAGACUUCCAUGUCGUCUGCAGAAACUUCUUACAAGUCGAUCCCAUCCUCUGAAGGCAUGCAAUCUUCAACGCCACCGGAUACAGGCUCCGACCAACCCCAAAUUCGCUCUGCGCCCUUGCUUGCACCCACUCCUUACAACGAGCAAAUACCCGAAUCGCCAGAUAUGGCGUUGUCAUGGACAUUGGGAGCAUCUGCAUAUAAACGUGCGUCGAUGGCAUUGCAACAAGCAAUUAGCGAAAUGGAGGAAGAAGAACCAGAGGAUGAAAUCGUGUUACCAAGGUCGGCGCCAAUUGUGCGUUCGAGUGUUGACCAUCGUCGCUCACCGGAAGUUAUGAGAACCAGUGACCCACCCACUUUCGAGGCAGGCAUGGCGAUAUCUUCGGACAAACAAAUCCGCACUGAUGAAGAACGUGCAUCUCCCAUUCCUUCUCGUACACUUCCCGGUUAUAUACCCGGCAUGCCGAGACCGAUGACUCCUCAUGAAAAUACUGAUUCUGAAGAGCAGCGGCCUUAUUCUACUACCCCUCGCGCAGCCUCUCCUCCAUCCUUACCAGCCCGUGUCGACUCUCCUUCCCCUAUAUUCCCGCCUAGUUUAGUAUCUGGUCUUUUCAGACAAAGUUCGACCUCAUCACCGUCAUCUUCACGGAGACAGUCUCCACGUCCCGUUUCACCUUUGACCUCAGCGCCUUUGUUUCUCCAGCGUAGUGUCAACGGCAGACAGACGCCUGAUGAACCGCCAAGGUCGGUGGAGGUUUCUGUUGAUUCAGAAAAGUCUCUUACUUCGUUAAUGCUUGGACGCAGACGGGCUGCUUCGCCCCUUUCCACGGCCACGUACCAGCCAAUGACAGCCACUUCUCGGCCUGGUACUCCGUCUAACGGUGUAUGGUCGCCACCCGUUUCUCCUGGACCCAAGUCGUCGUGUGGGCAUAGUAGAAAUGGUAGUUGGUUCAGUGAUGCAAAUAGUAGCGCAGAAGUUCCUGGCUCGUUCGAUCAGUCGAACAGAGGGGCCACACGAUCUCUCAAAUCCCCCGCGCUUCCUGAUUCCCCCUUGAUCGAUCGUGGACACAAUACAUUGGAUUCUAUCAGCUCGAGCUACUCUUCGUUUUCCGACAAACGUCCUGGUUCGCCCAUGUCCCUUAUGGAACUCGCUCCAUCUAGCAGCAAAGUUGUACGAUCGCCAACGCCGACACAGGGCACGCGUUCUCCGGCUUCUCCUACAUUCUCCGGUGGUGGAAUGUCUCCCCGCAAUGGCAGUAGACGGUCGUCCAGACAGAAUGGCACGUCGAACCCUUUCAAUUUUGGACCUAACAAUCCUCUUGUGUUUUCGCCCAUUGCCAGCUCCUCGCGGUCAUCGCUGGAAUCUGCAGGUUCUAGCUAUCAUUCUUGGGAAGGAGACUACAAAGAAAACAGCAUGUCACUAUUUAAUGAUACUGACCCCCAGCAACCCGCUUGGCAUGAUGUAUAUGUUUCCGACCAAUCCACCUCCAUUACUCCAGGCAGUUCCCCUAAUGACGAGUGGGAUGCUGAAGAAAUCAUUCGCAGAUAUGCAGGGUUGAAAAAAGCGGACUUCCUCGCCAUUCAAGAAAAGCUUGUGGGUGUGGCAGUCGCUAAGCUCACACCUUCGUCAUCAUCAGAAAGUUAUAACCGUGCUCCAUCGUUACGAAGACGACGUCCGUCCACCGCACAGUCGAACUAUUCUGUCAAUGGCAGAAUCGGAAGUCCCGCACAAUCACAGCCUUCGGCGUCCCCGCCCAAUGAGGGAUUGGCCAAAACGUCGAAACCUACCGUUGAUGUCAGCAAGGUUCCAUCACCUGAACCGGUAGAUACAACCGUGACAAGCGGGGACGUAUCCCCAACCACUCGGAAGAAUCGGGAUCUCGCACAUGUUCUUUUUGGAUAUGAUGACGAAGCCGAAGGGUACGACAGCUCUCCGACGCCCAAACCCAUGGUUCCCGUUGCGCAGAAAGAACCCGUGGAUAAUAUCCCGGUCCUGACUUCUCCAUUACCAUUAAACACAAACACCCCUCCAGCUCCGGCUCCAGAGAACACUCAAUUUCUAUCGCCGCCUACGUCUCCGUAUAUUGUUACGCAUAAUUCUUCUUCGAAGUUGCCGCAGUCUCCGGAGGCGGAAGCAGAGCUGGCGCGCGAGGUGCAGCGUAGGGCCGAGGCAGCGAUGUUAGCCUUGAAGAAGCCGGGUCCUCCAAAGUCCUCUGAAGGGCUAUCUUCAUCUGGGUCCGUUUCUCGCAAACGUGUUUCGCCCCAUCAAAUUUCAACGCCUACUCUGGUUUCGGCUUCCACUAGUGUUGAUACGAUACCUCUACGAGCUCCAUCAAUUUCAGCUUCUCAGCCAGGUCCUUCCAGGAUUGGCAGCCGUUUUAGAAAGCUGAGAGGAACUCUUCGAAAAAACAACAUACCCACCGGGGAGGAGGUGACGCCUUACCCGUUAGUCGUUCCACCACCUAUCCAAACCACCGGGUAUGAACCGGAUCGGCUAAACCCCGCAAUUGACGGAAUUGGCGUCAUGAGUGCUACUGAACCCAGAUUCAAAGUACCCGUUUCCAGUCCUCCGGCUACAGCUGGACCAGGACUGAAGGGCUUCAUUUCUCGUCUUCGCAAUAAGCCACGAACGAUAGACCCUAGUCUCCAGUACGUUGGCCGACAUUCCCCUCAAUUAUCUGUGUCUUCUUCACUUCGUCGGACCGAUUCGAGUGCGCCGCGAAACCUCCACGAUACAAGUCCAACGACUCCGCGAGUCCCUCAACAAUCACCGCUAACCCUGCCACAGGGUAGCCAAGAACCCGUGGAUCCUGACGAAACCGUCGCUCUAAGACAACUUUUUGAUGCAGCUCAUAACCUGGGCCUCGACGAACAGAAAUUGAAUGACCUUCUUCUAGUUCGUUCUGGAUCGACAUCCUCCAGGACUUCGAAUUGGCCGUCGACAUUGACGAGAAGCAAUUCAAGCGCUGCGGCGUUUGUCACACCAGACGGUCGUCGUCCCACUCAAGUUAGAGACAAUGAACGUCCAGUAACUACUGGUGUCAAUUCCCGUACCGUAGAUGAUAAAGGUCCUUCUCGGGCGCCUUCACUUCGAAAACAACCCGAUCAUCUUCGUCGCCCUCGAGAAGGACAGAAUGAGCGUGACCCUGCUGUCAGUGCUGUCAUACGCCGUACCAUAAUCGUGCCGUCGGAUAGCAGAGCUUCGACUGUAGAUAUCAAUGCCCUGCUCAGGAAGAAUUCGUCUCGCCGGCGCAGAGUCAGUGCUGCCUCGAUCUCAGGACGGUCGAUUCAUGAUCGGGUACCUACUCCCCCACCACGUACUGCAGGUCGGAGGUAUUCCAAAGAUACCUCCCCUCCGGUCCCGCAGCUUCCACAAGCCGUUCCACAAGCCGUCUCAGUCUCGGGAAAAAGCCAUUUGAAUGUUCCAGGCGACAACAAACCAAACGCGCAGUCAUCGGCCCCGAAUGAAAGGGCAGGUCCUAGCGAAGCGACCGGUCCGUCCAUCGAAGUUAUAGAACUUGCCAACGGAGAGACUAUAUGGUCAAUUGUAAAUGGUCUCCGAGACGAUGACUCGGAGUCUCUUUAUGCCUCUCGAACCAGCCUGGCCUCGGAAUACGAUGUCCAUGAUGAAGACAUGCAAGUUUACGUUAGAGAGCAUCUGAGGAAAAGUGUCGCCUCUAAUUAUUCCCCCCAAAAACCUCAAGGAAAGUCAUCCCGUCCUGAGACCAAGGUUUUUUAUAGUUCAUCAGCUCAAAUUGGACGCCUCAUCGAGAACAUCUCACAAGGUAUGGAGGCCGGAUCCUUCAACUUCCGCACGGCAAAUCCCCCGGUCCACUCCCCUUCAUCAUCGUUAUCAACCUUUGACAAUGGCUGGACGGUAGAAGAAAGACUAGACCAUAUGAUUGGCUCCAUGAAGGGAGCGUAAACUCGAAGGGUUUUUUUGCGGCCUUAUGUAUUUACUGGGAUCUGGACUUGUUUGUUUUGCAUAUCUAUUCCAUUUUAAUGUCCACAAAGUGACGGAAACUAUAAUAUAUAUAUAAUGUACAAGGUAUCUUUACAUUCCAUGCAGGUCAAUCCAUCGAUUCAGCGCAA